ACAGCACAUUUCCAAAACAUCCUCCCAAUAGAAUCUUAACCUUUACCACCAACUAUUGCAUCACCAUAUAUUUAACCAAUUAUAAAUCGAUCCUCUCUUAAAAAAAACACUCUGCUCAUCAUCUUCUCCAAUCUCCAUUCUAUAAUCAUAUCACACAAAACCAGAUGCAACCCACUUCAUAACUCUCCAAAUCACCAUCUGGGUACUCAUUAAAAUCUCCUUUUGACAAUGUCGCUUUCUCACUUGUUUUCCGGCGCCGCCGGCGUGUUUUUUCUUGUAUCUCUCUUCGCCGCCGUUAAUUCUGACCUUGCCGCCGAUAAAGCAGUGCUGCUAGCCCUCCGGGCGGCCGUUGGUGGCAGAACCCUUCUGUGGAAUACCUCAGAAUCAUCUCCUUGUAAAUGGGUCGGAGUUUAUUGCCAAUCGGAUCGGAUUCUGGAGCUUCAUAUACCCGGAAUGGGUCUUUCCGGGAAGUUACCGGAGAAUACACUCGGGAACUUGACUCACCUGAACACAUUGAGUCUUAGGUAUAAUGCGCUUACGGGCUCACUUCCUUCAGAUUUGUCGUCGUUGAGUAAUCUUCGAAAUCUUUAUUUGCAAUCGAAUCUUUUUUCAGGGGAGAUACCUAGUAGUAUAUUUAGUUUGACGAAUUUGGUGAGGCUAAAUUUGGCUUCGAAUAAUUUUUCGGGGGAGAUUUCGAGUGAUUUUAAUAAGUUGAAUCGGUUAGGUACAUUGUAUUUGGAGAAAAAUAGUCUUAGUGGGGAAAUUCCUAAUCUUGAUUUGCCUGGUUUAGUUCAGUUCAAUGUGUCUGAUAAUUUGUUGAGUGGUGAAAUUCCGGCUAAGCUUAGGAGUAAGCCAGAGAGUGCGUUUGUCGGGAAUGCUGCAUUGUGUGGAGGGCCUCUUAAGUCUUGUGAUGGGAGUGAGGGGAGUGAUGAUAAGAAGAGUGAUAAGCUUUCUGGUGGUGCGAUUGCAGGGAUUGUAGUUGGAUCUAUUGUUGCGCUUUUGGUGAUUUUGUUGAUCUUGUUUUUUGUAUGUUGUAGAAAGCGUGCUAAGAAAGAUGAAGUUAAGAAUGAGGUUAGGGCGGUUAAGGAAAGUGAAGCUGUUGAAGUUCGUACUGAAAAACCGGCUGAGAAUGAAGGUAAUUUGGGUCAUGCUGUUGAUUUGAAGGAUAAAGGAGAGGCUAAGGUAAGCGGGGGGAAGAAAUUGGUGUUUUUUGGGGCACAAGCGAAGGGGUUUGAUUUAGAAGGACUUUUGAGGGCUUCUGCUGAGGUUUUAGGCAAAGGGACAUUCGGGACUGCGUAUAAGGCGGUUUUGGAGACGGGAGUGGUGGUGGCCGUGAAAAGGUUGCGAGAAGUGGCUGUGUCGGAGAAAGAAUACCGGGAAAAGAUUGAAGGUGUUGGGAAAAUGGAUCAUGAAAAUUUGGUGCGUUUAAGAGCUUACUUUUACAGUGCGGAAGAGAAUCUACUUGUUUAUGAUUACAUGCCUAUGGGAAGUUUAUCUGCACUUCUGCAUGGAAACAGAGGUGCAGGCAGGACUCCCUUAAACUGGGAAACACGAUCAGCAAUUGCGCUUGGCGCUGCCCGUGGUAUUGCAUACAUCCACUCUCAAGGGUCUACAGUCUCCCAUGGAAACAUUAAAUCAUCAAAUGUCCUUCUCACUACGUCAUAUGAGGCUCGGGUUUCUGACUUUGGCCUCGCUCAAUUGGUCGGACGUAAUAACAGUCCCAACCGUCUUGAUGGUUAUCGGGCACCAGAGGUAACGGAUCAUCGAAAGGUCUCCCAGAAAGCAGAUGUCUACAGUUUUGGUGUAUUGCUACUGGAGCUCCUAACAGGUAAAGCCCCCACCCACGCCCUCUUGAACGAAGAAGGCGUGGACCUCCCAAGGUGGGUACAAUCUGUUGUCAGGGAAGAAUGGACAUCUGAGGUUUUUGAUCUUGAGCUCCUUAGGUACCAAAACGUCGAGGAGGACAUGGUUCAGCUUUUACAGCUAGCCAUCGACUGUUCUGGUCAGUAUCCUGACAACCGUCCCUCAAUGAACGAGGUAUCACAGAAAAUCGAAGAGCUUUGUCUCUCAAGUUCACAACAAGACCCACAAAACGACACAAUCGAUACGGAUUCAAAUGCACCACCGUCUUCAGGUGCAGUCUAAAAGUCGAUUAUCAUUCUUUAAAUGUUUUCUUUUGAUUUAUUCGGAGAUAUUUAUUUUAAAGUGGGAAUUGUUUCAACUGUGAAUCUUUCUUUCUGGCACACAUUGUUCUCCUUUGUUGAUUAUUUCACACUGUAAUUCUUAAAGUAGCAUAGUAUUCUUUCUGGUUCAUUGAAGUGUGUAUAACUUUUCUAGUUCUUGUGCUUGGUUGUAGAGCCCUGUAAGUACUUUAUUCUUCUUUUCUUGAUGUUUCAACUUUAGCUUUUGCUUUC
Molecule: messenger RNA, 2414 nt
Organism: Daucus carota subsp. sativus
Lineage: Eukaryota; Viridiplantae; Streptophyta; Magnoliopsida; Apiales; Apiaceae
Product: probable inactive receptor kinase At1g48480
Exons: 2
Coding region: 229-2145 (638 amino acids)
Biological process (GO): protein phosphorylation
Molecular function (GO): protein kinase activity; ATP binding; protein binding
Source: RefSeq, a predicted model, not a curated record